This is a messenger RNA of Dicrocoelium dendriticum, 469 nucleotides long. The record is from the annotation of a GenBank genome assembly. NCBI's taxonomy places the organism in Eukaryota, Metazoa, Platyhelminthes, Trematoda, Plagiorchiida, Dicrocoeliidae.
ACUGAGAACAGCAGUGGACCUAGGACAGAGCCUUGCGGAACGCCGCUAAGUACAGCUUGUCGAAACGAAAGACUGCUUCCCACACGAAUACACUGUUCCCGUCCAGCCAGAAAGCUGACACCCACUGGAGAGCGCGACCAGCUAUUCCAUACGACCUCAACUUCAGUGAGUCGCGAAUGGGGGACAGUGUCAAAGGCCUUGGCGAAGUCAAUGAACACCACAUCCACCGCAUGUCUACGGCUUCGGCCCAGCACUCACGAGCUACCAGCAAGUUCGUCUGACACGAAAAUCCUUUGCGAAAACCAUGUUGCUCGACGCUAAGCAGGUUAAACCUUUUUAAAUGGUUCUCCACUGUAUCUCGUACUAAUUUUUCAAGUAACUUAACGACCACGCUAGUCAAGCUGACAGGCCUGUAAUUAGCCGGUGCGUCUUUGUCACCACACUUGAAAAUCGGGCAGACAACAGCCUC